AUGCAUUCGAGUGAAUCAAAUACCCCGGAAAUGACACCGAGCGCAUCACGACCCAUCGACGAAUUCCCUUCCAUUGCCGAGGCAUCUUCACAAUCGUCACUGGAGCAGGAAGACGUUAAUUGUCCAUGCGAUUCCCAUGCAGGGAAGUUACUUCUGGACAACGUCUAUCCGCUAAGUGUAGAAGAGAUCUACGAGUUGCUCUUCACUGAUAGCCCUUGGUUCAAGAAAUUCAACGAGGCAUUGAAAAACUCAGGCUACAUCGCUUCGGCUUGGACAACCGACAAAGAUGGUGUACGAUCACGAACGUGCACCUAUACAAUGGCACUAAAUCAUGCGAUGGCACCGAAAAGCUGUGUGGUGACAGAAAAACAGAUAAUAUCCCAUUUUGGACGACAUGGUGAUGGUUUUAUUGUGAAUAAAGAGACACAAAACUCUGGUGUUCCUUACGCUAAUGACUUCACAAUUCAAUGUAUCUACUGUGUCUCCAAAAUCAGUGACCAUGAGGCUCGAAUUAAAGUUCAUGGUGGCAUCGUGUACAAAAAGAAUAUCUGGAGUGUGGUUCGAGGUUACAUCGAGAAGAGUACCUACCAGGGCCUGGACGAUCACUACAGUGCAUUGGAAAAAAUGCUAAGAGAUGAAUGUCAACGGAAAGCCAUGCGACCGGUUGGAAACCAAGAUGCUGUCGAUCGAUACGAUGAGGAGAGGUACGGUAGACAACGCAAGUGGCGUUCAAAGACGCGUGCGAUCGCGGUGCGGCUUGGUCAAUGGAUCGAUAUUACCCCAUAG
This is a messenger RNA of Cooperia oncophora, 786 nucleotides long. The record is from the annotation of a GenBank genome assembly. Lineage: Eukaryota; Metazoa; Nematoda; Chromadorea; Rhabditida; Trichostrongylidae.